This is a messenger RNA of Seriola dumerili (greater amberjack), 2640 nucleotides long. RefSeq names its product dopamine beta-hydroxylase (gene dbh). The transcript is spliced from 12 exons. The coding region runs from base 366 to 2231 and encodes 621 amino acids. Gene Ontology annotation, cellular component: secretory granule membrane. Gene Ontology annotation, biological process: octopamine biosynthetic process; dopamine catabolic process; norepinephrine biosynthetic process. Gene Ontology annotation, molecular function: copper ion binding; dopamine beta-monooxygenase activity. The record is from RefSeq and is a predicted model, not a curated record. NCBI's taxonomy places the organism in Eukaryota, Metazoa, Chordata, Actinopteri, Carangiformes, Carangidae.
UACCCACAAGGGUUUGGAAAUAGAGAAACCUAAAGACUGUAAAGUUAGUGAUACAAAAGAAAGUCAAACUUUUCAGAAAAUGAGGGCCUGAGAGGAUAGAAAAAACGGGGAGAAAAAGAAUAAACAACCUCACCUGAUCACUGCAAGGGAGAUACUGAAUCUACUGUGGCCAAAAAGGAGAGGGGAGCUGACAAACACUGGCAAACGACACCGUUGAGUUUGUAGAGUUGCAGCUUAUACAGAACUACAGCACCGUGAGAAAAACUUUUUGGACUUAACUCUAAACCAACUCAAAACAAGUGAAGAUAAAAAAGAGAAUUUGUCCAGCACUACUCUGAAGCUGAUUGAGAUCUGUCAUUGGGAUUAUGAGGAUCUUCAAUAGGAACAUUCGCCUUCAGGACGUCACCGUUCUGUACUUCACUGCCCUGGCUGCUCUGAUGGUCAUCUUGGUGGCUUCGUACCAGGCACCCACCAAUGCUGUCGACGUGUCCAGCCUUAAAUCAACCCCCUCUAGCCCUCUCCCGCCUCUCCCCAUGCCCUUCCGUGUGCCCCUUGACCCACGGGGGGAGCUCCAGCUGGCCUGGAACAUCAGCUACGCCAACCAGGAGAUUUACAUGGCAUUGAAGGUUGCUCAGAUCAGAUACGGCGUGGUCUUGGGGAUGUCUGACCGCGGGGAGCUCACCAACGCUGACCUGGUGGUGCUGUGGGACUCUGGGACUAAGAGCUACUUUGGGGAUGCUUGGAGCGACAGUGAGGGUCACGUUUCAUUGGACAGCCAGCAGGACUAUAAGUUGAUUGAAGCCAAACAGAAAACUGAUGGAUUCUACCUGCUCUUCAAAAGACCAUUCAGUACCUGUGAUCCCAGAGACUACCUCAUUGAGGACGGGACUGUGCACGUCAUCUAUGGCUUCUUGGAUCAACGACUUGCCUCGCUGGAGCAGCUGAACCUGUCCCGGAUCCACACAGGGAUACAGAGAGUGCUGAUGCUGCGCCCUGACACGCCGUCACCCACCCUUCCGCCAGAUGUGCAGACGCUGGAUGUUGUGGCACCAAAUGUCAUCAUACCAAGUCAAGAGACCACUUACUGGUGCUUCAUCCAGAAGCUGCCUGAAAACAUGCCCAAGAGCCACAUUGUUAUGUAUGAGUCAGUGAUAACUCCAGGUAACGAAGCCAUUGUGCAUCACAUAGAGGUGUUUGAAUGCUCCCCGGAUGUCCGUGACGUUCCAGAGUACAGCGGCUCCUGUGAUGACAAGAUGAAGCCGGGCAAGCUCAACUUCUGCCGCCAUGUGCUAGCUGCAUGGGCUAUGGGUGCUGAGGCUUUUUACUAUCCUCCUGAUGCAGGGCUGCCUAUGGGUGGACCAGGAUCCUCAAGGUUCCUUCGCCUAGAGGUCCAUUACCACAACCCUCUCCUUAUAUCUGGCCGCCAUGACGCAUCAGGGAUACGGUUGCACUACACCCCCAGCCUGAGGCGAUACGAUGCAGGGAUCAUGGAGUUGGGCCUUGUUUAUACUCCUAUCAUGGCUAUCCCACCCAAACAACAAACCUUCUACCUCACCGGGUACUGCACCUCCAAGUGUACCCAGACUGCUUUGCCUUCAGGAGGAAUCUAUAUAUUUGCAUCCCAGCUGCACACCCACCUGGCAGGGCAUGGGGUGAGGACAGUUUUGGUGAGGGGAGGCAAAGAGCUGGAGGUGGUACAGGAGGACCAGCACUUCAGUACACACUACCAGACGAUCCGAGUUCUGAGAAAAAUGGUGAAUGUUUUACCCGGCGACGUCCUCAUAACAAAGUGUACUUAUAACACAGAAGAUAGGAGCAAGCCUACGGUGGGAGGUUUCGGUAUCAUGGAGGAAAUGUGUGUCAACUACAUUCACUACUACCCUCGGACUCAGCUGGAGCUCUGCAAAAGCCACGUUGACCCUGGAUACCUGCAGAAAUACUUUAAUUUCAUUAACAGGUUCCAGGGAAAUGAUCAGUGUGUGUGCGGUGAGGUUAGUGUGACGGAGCAGUAUUCUCAGUUACAGUGGGACAUGUUCACUGGAGAAGUGCUGGACUCCCUGUAUAACACAGCCCCCAUCUCCAUGCACUGCAACCAGUCGAGUGCACGCCUCUUUCCUGGAGAGUGGGACAAUCAGCCUGUACCAGUGGUGACCGCCGUGCUUGAAAAGCCUCGCUACCCCUGUGAAGGAGGAGCUGUACCCACCAGCCAACCCCUUACACCCCCAGUCUGAGGCCUGGCAGCACCUAACCUGGGGCAAGUUAAAGAAGCUCCUGUGACUUGGCAGAGUUUCAUGGUUUCAUCUAUAUGUUCGGGGACAGAUGACAUCUUGUUUUUUUGACGUCUGCUGUAAAUUAUAUGUGUGUAUAAACAUCCCACUGUCUGUGUUAUUAUUAGCAGACACAAGUUAAUAAAAAGUCAUAAUCACAUGUCAAGUGUCAAUGCAAAGAUUUGGGACAGGCACGCAACAAACAAAAAUAAGCGCAAAAAGCAAAUUGGUGCUAUGGACAAAAGUGUUGUGAAGCCUUGCUGUUGGCCAUUAACAUCUGUUGCAUUACUUGAAAAGUAAAUGAUUAUGGUUUUACAACUCCUUCAUAUUUAUUGUGUUCUGUUUUAUUCCCCACGAUUCUGUUGAUAAUGAC